Helianthus annuus (common sunflower) is the source of this 567-nucleotide messenger RNA. Its product is annotated as ATP-dependent DNA helicase PIF1-like. NCBI's taxonomy places the organism in Eukaryota, Viridiplantae, Streptophyta, Magnoliopsida, Asterales, Asteraceae. Bases 1 to 567 code for a protein of 188 amino acids. The record is from RefSeq and is a predicted model, not a curated record. The transcript has a single exon.
AUGAAUAAAUUUUUGUGGGAUUUAACGUAUUUCCAACAAAGAGCGAUUCUUGCUCCAACUAAUGAAGUAGUGGAUUCAAUAAAUAAAGAGUUGUUAGAGAGUCUGCCUGGUGAAGAAAAGGUUUAUUUUAGUUUAGAUAGUUUAUGCCAAUCGGAGGAAGAAUCAGAGCUUAAUAUGGCGUUGUUUCCUCCUGAUGUGUUAAACAAUCUUCGUUUAUCUGGUUUACCGAAUCAUAAAUUAGUACUGAAAGUUGGUGCUCCAGUGAUGUUACUCAGAAACAUUGAUCAGGCAAAUGGAUUGUGUAAUGGUACACGUUUACAAAUCACGAAACUCGGAAAAGUUGUGAUUGAAGCAAAAAUAAUCACAGGGACUAAUAUAGGUCAUCAUACUUUGAUUUCAAGACUGAAGAUGACACCUUCAGAUAAAAGAAUACCAGUGAAGAUUUCUCGAAGACAAUUCCCACUUUCACUAUGUUUUGCUAUGACAAUAAAUAAAAGUCAAGGACAAUCAUUGGAGCGUGUUGGUUUAUAUCUUCCACGUCCAGUGUUUAGUCAUGGCCAACUCUAA